CUCUCCUACAACAACCCCAUCCUACAUUUCUAUUGGAGCGCCGUUCCAACGAAUCUUCAAACGAGCGUUGCGACACCCUUAUCAAAGGGCGACUUAUUGUAACAAUAACAACAACAACGUUAAACCUACGUCCCACCUACCUCUAGGUCUCAGACAUUCGCCAUCCCUUUUCCGACUUGGAAUAAAGAAAGAUAGCAAAAGGAAGAGGAGGUGUCUCACACGCGCUCUCUCUCCCUUCCGUCAGAUUCCCCUACCUCGAGAAACCGCCAGUCCAUGCCACCUAACAACAAAAUAUCCGCCGAUCGAUAGAAUCGCCGCGCGGGCGGUCGUCUUCCACCUUUACCUCCAUCUCCUCCCCUUUCUCGACGACGCCAUGUUUUCCAAUGCGCUGAAGUCGUUCACCUCGAACAUCUCGUCCAACUACUCGCUGAGCCCACAACCCACAUCCUUCUCCGGGCCCUGGAAGAUCUACGAUGCAAAGAAGAAGUCCACAGGCAAGGCGGCGUCCGUCUUCGUGUUCGAGAAGAAGUCGCUGGAGCCUCCUGGGGGCGGGAGUCUGGGCGGAAGGUCUGGCGCUUCGGCGCUGAAGAGGGCACACGAGGAGGUUGUGGAGAGGCUGAAGAAGGAGGCCAGUUCGCUUGCGAGGCUGCGGCACCCGAGCGUGCUGGAGCUCGCGGAGCCCGUGGAAGAGACGCGUGGCGGGGGGCUGAUGUUCGCUACGGAACCUGUCACUGCGUCGCUGGCUGGCCUGCUGCAGGAGAAGGAUGAGCAGGAGAGGGCUGGCGGCGUGGGAGGGCGCCGAAGCCGCUACGUGGUUGAGGAGUCGGAUGGGCAGAAGAGGCGGCGGGAGUUAGAGAUUGACGAGCUAGAGAUACAGAAGGGGCUGCUGCAGAUUGCGAAGGGGUUGGAAUUCCUCCACGAGAGUGCGGGACUCGUCCAUGCGAAUCUGACGCCCGAGGCCAUCUUUAUCAAUGCUAAAUCCGACUGGAAGAUCUCUGGUCUCGCAUUCUGCACCCCGCCCGAGAAUUCCACCAAACCGACAUCAGUAACGCCCAUAUCGCUGUCCGAGGUGUUGAAUUAUGAUGCCCGACUUCCUCGACACGUCCAGCUCAAUGUCGACUACACAUCCCCAGACUUUGUCCUCGAUGGCAAUGUCACGUCCGCCGCUGACAUGUUCUCACUGGGCAUGUUGAUCAUCGCAUUAUACAACUCACCCCACCGAAGUCCUCUCGAAUUCAACGGAAGCCAAUCGGCAUACAAACGCGCCUUCUCAUCGUCGUCGUCGGUCCCCAACAAGAGCAACAACUUCAUGUCUUCACAACCACUACCGAGAGAUGUGGUCAACGGUGUUCUCGAUCGUUUGAUCACAAGGCGGCCAGCACAGCGCUUAGACGCACGGGAAUUCCAGCAGGCGCAAUACUUUGAUAACAUACUGGUUUCUACCAUCCGCUUCCUCGACUCCCUUCCCGCGAAGACACCCCACGAGAAGUCACAGUUCAUGAGGGGGCUUCCAAGGAUAUUGAAUCAAUUCCCCAAGUCUGUCCUAGAGAAGAAGGUUCUCCCUGCGCUCCUAGAGGAGACGAAAGAUCGGGAACUACUGGCUCUCGUCCUACAAAACAUAUUCAAGAUCGUCACUACAUUACCUGCAUCGAAGCGGGCUUUCACAGAGAGAGUGAUACCCAAGCUCCGAGAAGUGUUCUUGAGCAGUCCACCGCCCGCAAAAGGCGCCCCGGCCGAGCGAGACAGCUUAAAGGAAGCCGGACUGAUGGUCGUGCUGGAGAACAUUAACGUCGCGGCCGAAAGCAGCGGCGGGAAGGAGUUCAAGGACGACAUAUUACCGAUCAUCAACUACGCACUGGAAUCUCCCACCCACUCUAUGGUGGACGCGGCGCUCCGAACGCUGCCUGUCGUGGUUCCCAUUCUGGACUUCUCGACGAUCAAGAACGAGCUGUUCCCCAUCAUUGCGAACGUCUUCGCUAAGACGAGCAGCAUGGGUAUCAAGAUCCGCGGACUGGAGGCUUUCAAGACGCUUUGCGGUGGGGGAAGUGAAGAAUCGGAUGGAUUCGAAGGAGACGGAUUGACUGGCGUGGUCGAAGUCCAGAAGCCCAAAACCUCCAAUGUAUCAAUCCUAGACAAAUACACCAUCCAGGACAAGGUCGUCCCGCUCCUCAGGGGCAUCAAGACCAAGGAGCCAGCAGUCAUGAUGGCCGCCCUCGAGGUCUUCAAAACCAUCGGCCCCCAAGUCGACUCCGACUUCCUCGCCAUGGAUGUCCUCCCCAUUCUCUGGCAAUUCAGCCUAGGCCCGCUCCUCAACCUCCCCCAAUUCCAAGCCUACAUGACGACCAUCAAAUCCAUGUCGACGCGCGUCGAAAACGAACAGACCCGCAAGCUGCAAGAACUCGGCGCCAGCAACGGCACCAGCACCGCAACCACGCGCAACGAAUUCAUGAGCUUCGGCGGCGCCCCCGCAACCACCAGCAACGGCUUCGACACGACGAACGGCUCAGGAGACGGCGACUUCGAGGCUCUCGUGCGCGGCGGGAGCGCUGCUGGCGCGAGCGGAGCAGCAGGCGGAGGAAACGACAUGCUCGGCGGCGAUGCGUGGGCCAACGCGCCCUCGUCCGCCUCCUCAUCCACCAUCCUCCCCUCGCGAUCAGUCGCGAACAAUCGCGGGCGAGCAUCCAACAAUGCUUCUCCGGCAGCUACGUUUUCCUGGUCCACGCCGCCGCCGCCCAUGUCGCCGCCCGCACAGCAGCACAACCUCUCCGCGCCGCAGCACCAAGGCGUAGGCAGGACGAUCACACCGGACAACACGCUCAACAGCCUCAACACGUCCUUCCCCGCGCUCGCGCCCAGCAACCCGGGAAUCGGCAGCCCGACCUUCUCUCAACAGCAGCAGCAGAGCAGGCCCGGCGCAAGCAUGAACACCAUGAUGUCUCCCCCGCCCAUCUCAACCCAGAGCUCCGGGUUGGACUGGAGCAAAGCAUCAAGCACGACGUCGAAUCAAUGGGGUGGUGGUGGAAUCGCAUCUGCAACCUCGACGACGCCCGGGCUCUCCAACUUCUCAAUGGCACCACAGCAGCAGCAGAGCCAGACGAACCCUUACUCAUCGUUCAGAAUCGCGCCGCCGCCUAGCAAACCGGCUGGCUCGUUUGGCAUACCGCCGCCUCCGAGCGGAGGGGGUACGUUCAGCAUCGCGCCACCGCCAGGUCAAGCGUCGAGGUUCGGCGGUGCACCUGCCCCGGGAGGUGGGAUGAGCAUGAAUAGCAUGGCGUCCCGGAUGGCAACGAGCCAGAAGCAGACUCAGAAUCAGAAUCAAAACCAGACGGGUUGGGGUGCUAACGAUGGGGGUAGUCUGAUAUAACGUGGACUAUCGGGUUGAGUUGAGUUGAGUUGAGACGAGGCAAGUUGGCAAGCAGGCAAUGUGUGUGUAGUUGCACUAUCCCAACCGUACGGAACAUAGAAAACGACGACAGUCUUUUGACGUUGUCCAAAAACCUUUG
Molecule: messenger RNA, 3503 nt
Organism: Aaosphaeria arxii CBS 175.79
Lineage: Eukaryota; Fungi; Ascomycota; Dothideomycetes; Pleosporales
Product: protein kinase-like protein Scy1
Exons: 3
Coding region: 374-3364 (996 amino acids)
Biological process (GO): protein phosphorylation
Molecular function (GO): protein kinase activity; ATP binding
Source: RefSeq, a predicted model, not a curated record